Lentinula edodes (shiitake mushroom) is the source of this 1176-nucleotide messenger RNA. RefSeq lists its product as uncharacterized. The transcript is spliced from 2 exons. Bases 1 to 1176 code for a protein of 391 amino acids. The record is from RefSeq and is a predicted model, not a curated record. NCBI's taxonomy places the organism in Eukaryota, Fungi, Basidiomycota, Agaricomycetes, Agaricales, Omphalotaceae.
AUGUCCCGAGCUUUGGGCGCCGCAUUCCUCAACCAUCAGGUGGAACAGCUCGAAAAAUCCGUCGGAAACGUUCAUGGUCCCUCAUCGGGAAAUUGGAGGGAUAGGACUUCGAAAUACAACUCAGGCAAUCCCAACAACUCCAAACAUAAUGCUCCUAAACGAGUUUCCAGCAAAGUGGUCAACGCUAAUAACAGGAAACGAGAUGGAGAGUUUCAGUUACUUACUAGGGAUAGGGAGAGCCCAAAAUCGGAGCAGGGUCUUAAGAAAAGGUCUAAUGAGCAGCAGGAGAAGGACGCCGAUAUUGUGAUCGUCGAUGCAAGUGUCCUGGUCCACGCCCUCAAUCACCUGAAGAAAUGGUGUAAGAGUGGUAGGGAGGAAGUGGUCAUUGUUCCACUCGAAGCUUUGAAUACUUUGGAUUUACUUAAAAAGGGUACGACCUCACUUGCACAGCGAGCUCGUGAAGCUUCCCGCAUUCUCGAGGCUCAGGUCGGCAAUAAUCCACGAAUUCGAGUGCAACGGGACGAAGCAUUCGUACCAUGGGAUGCCAUCGACUUUCAACUUGAAUCCGACAAUACAGAUGAUAAAUCCAACAUUCAAAACUCUCCUGAAUGGGUACGGCGCACUAUCUGUUGCGCUCGUUGGGAAGUACAACAUGCGUCCCCUGCAGGUGACACUGGUACAAAGCCGAAUGUUGUUAUCGCAGUGUGCACUGCUAUCACCACAUCUCCAUCGAACGCUACCACCAAACUGCCAGAUGCCGAUGCGAACUCUACAGCUUUGCUGACCCCGGUCCCUUUACCUGCUCCCUCUCACGCCCAUUUCAACAAGCACGAACCACGUACGAUGGGCUCUCAGGUCAGUCGGUGGGCCGCCAAAGCUGGUGUUACUAUCUUGGACCUCAAGCCAGCUCCGCCACCGUCUCAGUCUACCCCCAAAUCGAACGGUAGUACCGGUUACUCGGCUCAUCCUCGGUCAUCCUCGGAAGAAGAUCGACCAAAACGAAUACUCACCAAUAAGGGCGGCCGUCGUCCUCCCUCUGCUGAGACCGGCAAGCUUAAGGGUGGGCUCGUCGAGCGCUCGCCUGCUGUUUCUAUUAUGAUGGAAAUGGUGCAGCGCUCGGACAGCAAAGCGGUCAGAGUUCUCGCCCGCGGUGAAAAGCUCGAUCCCGAUACCUAA